Molecule: messenger RNA, 582 nt
Organism: Triticum turgidum subsp. durum (durum wheat)
Lineage: Eukaryota; Viridiplantae; Streptophyta; Magnoliopsida; Poales; Poaceae
Source: the annotation of a GenBank genome assembly
AUGAGGAACGGCAGCACCGUGUGCGACGCGGCGGCGGCUGUGGGACUGGGCGUGGCGCCGCGGUACAGGGGCGUGCGGAAGCGGCCGUGGGGCCGGUUCGCGGCGGAGAUCCGGGACCCGGCCAAGCGGGCGCGGGUCUGGCUCGGCACCUACGACUCCGCCGAGGCCGCCGCCCGCGCCUACGACGUCGCCGCGCGCACCCUCCGCGGCCCGCUCGCCACCACCAACUUCCCCCACGACCUCGUCUCCUUCCCCACGCUCCCCGCGCUGCCGCGUCCGUCUCCACCGGCUUCCCCCGGCCCCGCCUGCAGCGCCAGCUCCACCGUCGAGUCCUACAGCGGGCCCAGGGCGGCGAACGCGCCUCGGGCCGUGCCGCGCGCGCCAGCGCCGACGCCCUUGCUGGCGAAGCUCCCAGGCGGCGACGCAGGAUGCCAGAGCAACUGCGCCUCCUCGGCCUCCGUCGUGGACGACGCCGGCGACGAGGCUGCCUCGGCCGUCGUCCGGCCGCGCGCGCCCUUCGUGUUCGACCUCAACCUCCCGCCGCCGUCGGACGAGCUGUGCACGGAGCUGCGGCUCUUCUAG